CGAAGCGGCUUGCGUAACUCGAUUUCUCUCGUAUCCUCGGCGAUUCUGAAUCAGUUCGCGAAUGAUUCGACGAUUUGGCGAGCAAAGAAGGGUAGAAUUUCGGCUUGAAACGCAGUUCACGUUUUAUUGGUCAGGAUUUAUUCUGUCCUCCCCUGAAGAAUAUUCACUCGAACGUUCGCUUUAACGCUCGGUGUAUUUAAUGGCGUCGUGAAAACUUGGCCGUUAACCUUGAUGAGAAACGAAGUAUAUCUACCUGUCGUUUAUUUCUUCCAGCGGGGAAACCUCGUGUUGCAAAACCUGGACUUUUAUUGUAAAUCCCCGACAAUUCUAAAUAACGUUAUCCGACGUUCAUCGUGUUUUCCCAAACGUCUGCGUUUUAUUUGUCAAACAGCAAGAAAUUAAACCAAAGAAGUGCCCGAAGAAGAGUGUUUCCUAACCCAGAGAGCAAACUAACGUAAAUAUCAAUCGAAACGAGAUCAAGAAAGUAUAAUAACUACCAGCGUUCGAGACUUGAAUACAUGGAACAGUCGUCUCUUAUCAUCGAGGGAGAUUCUCAUCGACAGUUCAAACAACGAUAAUCGAAGAACAAUCCUCCAGAUGAAAUUUCGCAAAUCGUCCGCGUCCAGCCCGAAAAUGGAACUGCUCUCGAGGCGUUCGUCGAGCGACCGGACGUCGACCCUGAAGCGGUCGAGGUCGUUCCGGGCCUCGAUGAAGCUCAUGUCGAAGCUACGAGCCCACGCGAGCCUCCGCUUGAACGUCGGCUUCGAUCUCUCGCCUUCGGUGUCGUCGCGCGGCACGAAGAAACAACGAAACAAAUCAUCCGCGAUCGAGAAAGAAGAUCCCGGCCGAAAGAAGAGCUCGAUCGCCAGUGAUCUGAAGAGCAAAUUGCGCCUCACCGAGAGAAUCGAGGAGAGGAACGAUGACACCACCGUGUCUCCUCCGUUCGUACCGCGUGUAUUUCGCUGGACCUCGGUGGCCAACGGCGUGAAAGAGAACAAUAGCGUUUGCCCUGGCGACCACAUGUCCUACGAGAAUCCUACUUUCCGGCUGGACAGCUCUUUGGACUCGUCCGUGUCUGGUUUCCUGUUCGAAACGGUGGCGAGCGUGGAGGAACCUCUCGAGGAGGAACCUCGUCCAUCGGAGAGGAACCUCGAUGAUGGAUUAACGAUCGUCAUCGAUAACGACUCGAACGAAACCGUGCCGGCUGGGACGAGUCUCGUUAAGAAGAAUCGUCCGGUGUUCGACGCGACGAAAGGAAGAAGCUUGUCGGUGGACGACGUGGUGUUGCAGAACGAGGAAGCGGCGAGCAGCCUGGUGUUGAACGCCGUCGACUGGAAGAGCGAUCACGCGAUCGAGAAGGUGCUGAAGAACGAGAAAAUUCGAAAAUCGUCGCCGGCAUGCUCGUCGAGGUCGUGCAGGAUACGAACGGUGGACAAUAUCGCGAAUUUUUGGACCAACGCUCGCGGCGGCAGCUUUCGUAACAAGGUGGGCAGGAAGAAGUCGAUGAGAGACUCGAGGGAGCCCGAAUCCAUGGACGGUAGGGUCGUUUUCACGACCGCUUCUGGAUCAAAGCUGUACUCUUUGCAAGGGAUGGAGUUCCUGGAGGGUUUCGGGAAGAAAAAGCAUCAGGCAAAUCAGCAAUCGAACAAUAUCUCGUCGGUGCACAUCAAUCCCCUAACAGCACAGUCUCUCAACAUACACUUGCAUGCCCUCUUCGCUGCAGUGGAACAUGGCCACCUCGACAAAGCCAGAACAAUUUUGGAGUCGACGGACGUGGACGUGAACAGCGUCAACAGCGACGGCCUGUCACCCCUGGACGUUGCGGUGCUCAGCAACAACAGGCCGCUUGCAAAAAUGCUGGUCGCGUUCGGCGCGCAGGAGGGUAACCAGUUCAAAUCUCCAGAAUCUCUGGGCACUCAUUUGGCUUCGUUGCUGUUGGAAGCGGAACACAGAGUUCAAGAACUCGGCGGGAGCACUUCCGGCAGCGGCGGGACUACCCUCCUGGAACCACCGAGCAGUCAUAGAUCAAGUUUUUCGUCGCAGCACAACAAUCUGACGGGAUGCGGCGGUAAUAACGAGGACAAGCAACUCGCUCUGUGGGAAAGAAGAGCUAGAGCGCUUAGAAAAAUGUUGCUUGGAUUCGAUCAAGCGAGGCCGCCAGACAUGCCGUUUUUGGUCGCAGUGGACGUGACGGGGACAAAUUCUGUAACAGUGAGGUUUCAAGAGCCAGAUUCCCACGACUCUCCUAUCUGCACGAAAUUUAAAGUUCAAUGGAGCGUCAAGGAAGAUUUCUCAGUGAUCUGCGGCGAGAGGGAGGUCCUAGAUAUGAAACAGAGGGAGUGCAGGAUCGAUGAUCUGAUUCAGGGACAGAAGUAUUACUUUUGCGCGGCUGCUGGCAAUUUGAAAGGCUACAGCAGAUUCAGGAACUCGACUCCUGCCCAUGUAACACCCAGCAGCUGGAGAGACAUCGAUGGCAGAGUGCCAAGGUUUGCCGGCCGAUUGGAGCAGUUGAAUACUUUAUUCACGGACAUAAGGCGACCAGAGUACACUCAAGAGACGCCAGCCGUGCAGAGGCGUAAUCACAAGAAGAAGACAACGAUAAAGCAGCUCUUCACGGCCACCAGCAAGUUUCAGAAGAAUUUGAGGCGCGGCGUGUUUCUUGCUUGUCUAUUGUACCACGAGGAUAAAAUAUUGGUAACGAACGAGGAUUUCUUGCCUGUGAUCGAAGUCGACGAGACUUACCCUAGUUGUAUUUACAACGACUUCCAUUGGCUUAUGAAAGUGGGCUGCACUUGGGACGAUGUUAAAACUCUUCGGCAAGAUAUGGAGAAGAGUCACAGCAGCUCGACCAAUCACUUCAGGAUAAAACUUUUACAGGCUGCUGCGCAGAUGCAGGCAGCACUGUGUAUACAAGACCUUGGUCAACUGUACCAUAAACCCAUCAGAGACGUUCAAGGCACCAUGGUUUUCUCCACGGUGAAUUACAUAAAAUUCCCAAAGUCAAUCUCGGUGCUGAACAGCAGAUGGUUGCCGCUUAGCAAAGUCACGAAAAAAGUCAUCACUCAUGAAGAUAGUAACGUGGCGGAUAUUUUAAUUGCCAGUAUACAGGAACAGAUGACCUAUCAUCAAGUCAGCAGUAUCAAACUGUCAAAGGGACUUUAUCUUGGUUAUUUGAAGAUGCAAAGUAGCGUUGAUCUUAUACAAGUCGUGGUACCCGCAAAAUCGCCUAAUGUUUUGCCUCAUUGCAAGAUUCGUGACAAUCCGCACGUUUCUGCUGAAGAGUGGGAUUAUCUGAAAAGGAUAACGCGCAUUCAUGCAUCAGACGCGUCGGUCAAAGAUUGCGAAGAAAAGGAGAACGUAACAAACGAGUCCCAAGGUACAGAACAGCAGAAAUUGUUCGUCGAUCUGGUUGCUGCUACAGCGAGGCGACUGUUCAAUUACAUGGAGAUCAGUCCUGAAGAUUCUUUAUUGCAUCGACUCUACGACGCCGAAGUUAUCGAUCUGACUCACGACGUGUCCUUUCUAAUUGCUGUGCCUCCAGCAGAAACCGCCUGUUGCGUACCUGGAACCAGAGAGAUCCUUCUUCAACGUGGUGACCUCCUGUCCUUGCCUAUCCAAGUGUUCGAGAUGGUCCACUUGAACACCUAUCAGAAAGAUGUGAUUAACAGAUACUCAAGAUUAAGUUGCAUCCUGGAACUCGACACAGCGCAAGCUCAAUAUAAUCAUAGAGAAGCGUUCAGUUCUCUGGAGUUAAGCGUGGCGAAGGAUAAGUUAGCCAGGCUGCAGGAUCUUCAGACUCAAGUGAACACCGUAUGGAAAGGAGCCAGGUGGCUCAUCGAUGUGAUCACGUUCGCUAGAGAUCGUGGGUCUUCCCAGCAGAGCAGUUCGUCACAGACAGUCGGAAUUUCCAUGAAACACUUGCUCAGUCUUGAUCGGAACAGAAGCAACAGCAAUAGCAACAGCCUGAAGAGAAGUUUGCUGCAGUUACCGCCGCGCGAUCCAAAGCUGGUGAAAUCUAGUCCAGGUCGAGGUAGCUGGCCAGGGCCUAACGUAUCUAAUUCCUCCUCGAAUCUACUCACCACCGAGUUCAGCAAAAGCGAACAGCAAUUACCUAGCGGCCAGUAUAUUCGCAAGGGCAGCAACACCUCGAACGUAUCGACCGGCUCAGAGCCCCCAAAGUCUUCUGUGCCCAUGAGCAGCACCAGCAAUCUGAGCAACACAGCCAGCGCUGGCAGCAACAACCAUCUGGUACCAUUGCAGAACACCAGGCUACCGCCAUCCAAAUCCGAGGACACUCUGAUCCUAACGAAAUACAAACAUAGUCCCAGAAAUAGAUCAGCUACGAUCACGUCCGCGUCGGCCAGCACCAGCCCGUUGCUCAGCAUAAAGCCAAUCAUUUACGGUGGCUCGCUGUUGAGCGUGUCCACAGCCAUGACGAACACGACGAGUUUGUUGAGCGUCAGCAACACCAAUUCCGACAGUUUGCACUCGUUAAGCAGCGACGAGUAUUCGACGCCCAACUCGAGCGUCUGCAUAAAGAGUGGGCUCGCGAAGAGCAAGUCGAGCAAGCCGACCGCUACCGUCGCGGCCACAGCAACCGGUUCGUUGGAGAGUCAAUUGGAGGAGGAGAAGGACGAGGCAACGAUGAUGCCGGCUCCUCUACCUGGCAUUCUUCAGGUAUACGCGGCCUACGAAACCGGCCUGGCUUCCGGCACCAGCCUGAAAUUACACGUCACCCCAAGGACCACGGCCAGAGAAGUUGUGAACCUGGUUGUGAAGCAGCUGAACAUGGCGGUGGUUUUAAAGGGCCAGGAGGGGCCCAUUUACACAGCCGACGAGCUGCCGAACUUCUGCCUGGUAGCGGUGAUCGGUGCCAGGGAGCGUUGCCUGAGGGAUGACUUCAAGCUGCUGCAGCUUCAGAAUCCGUGGAAGAAGGGCAGAUUGUACGUGAGGCAGAAGCAAGACGUCCUUGCAGCCCUUGAACACAGCAGCAAACACACCGCGUAUUUAUAGCAUAAGUAACGAAAACGAAGGAGAGAAGAUUGUGAUUAGAACGGACAUCGGGGAAGAGGGAACGUGUCUCAGAGCGAUUCACGAUGUCUAAACCAAUGUAACGAACGCUUUACGUCUCGUUAAUAAUUGGCGAUAGAAGCCAAAGAUCACUUAGUUGAAUGCGUUCUGUGUCUCAUGGUAAUUCGACGUCAGUUAGAUAAGACGCAGUAGAUACUCUUCCGUAUUGUAUUCUCCUGUUUUCUCUUGUUCAAUUUAGUACAGGACAAAGGACGUAGAUUGCCGGUGAACCUCGCGAGACGCAGAAUGCACUCGGUUGUACAUAAAAUAAACGCUUGGCUACACGAUGAGACGUUUUUUAGUUAUACCUCUCGAGGCUCUAAGUAAAUUAUGUGUAAUUAGGUAGGGGAAUGAUAGGGAAGAUACGACGAUCGUCUGUAACGACGGGAAUGUUUAAGUUGCUUGCGUUCCAGACGACCCAGAAAAUACAUUCCAAAUGAGUUUUCGAAUCCGGCUGCUGUAAUUUCUCGCCGAGGCAGUGUCGCAAAGAAUUGGAUAAUACUCAUGGUAUAUUAUAUAUUGUUAUAUUUUAGGUACUGAUCUCAGUGUUUUACUCGAUAUAAACGCAUCACACCGAUAUAAUAAAUGCGCCAAAUGCUUAAGAAAUUUCAUUGUUGUCCUCAUUGUAUUCGACGUGUACAAGCUACCAUAUGUCAUUUCUUAUUUUUACUCUAGAGUUUUCCUUUUGUCCUCUCGGAUAGGAUCUGAUUUCUUGUACACGUCGAAUGAACUGACAGCAACAACGUUCGCAGAUAGAAGAAAUUUUGUAAUUAUAUUUUUUAAAUUCGUCUAACCGCUCAAGGAUUUAUUUCAAGCAAGUUUCGCUUGGCCGAGUCUUUGUCAACAGACUUCAGUGAGGUACACAACUCUCGAAAACGAUUUCUUCUCUGUAAUUCGGAUUUAAUUUCAUCUGUUAACGUUAUUGUUAACCUUUUUAUCAAUGUGAGAAUUUUUUUUUUUUUCUUUACCAUCCACUUCUCAUUUGUAAACAAUGAGAACAGUGAAAUGCGUCCUAAACAUUAACUAAAAGAGAAUCAACUCAAAGUUAUUAGAAGAUGGCGAGUAGAGCAGAUUAUGAUUAUAUGUAAAAUUAAAACAUAGAAGAAGCGUGAUCCAGAUAAAAGAGGCUUAUAGACUGUUGCGUAGAAAUAAAAGAGUAUUAUUACGGUU
Molecule: messenger RNA, 6240 nt
Organism: Frieseomelitta varia
Lineage: Eukaryota; Metazoa; Arthropoda; Insecta; Hymenoptera; Apidae
Gene: wake
Product: ankyrin repeat and fibronectin type-III domain-containing protein 1
Exons: 12
Coding region: 598-5013 (1471 amino acids)
Biological process (GO): regulation of establishment of bipolar cell polarity; establishment of mitotic spindle orientation; signal transduction
Cellular component (GO): spindle
Molecular function (GO): protein binding
Source: RefSeq, a predicted model, not a curated record